UAGCCAUGAAUCCCAUUCAGAUUCCUGAGGUGUACAUUAUCGGAGCCCAGCCCCUGUGCAGCCAGCUGGCUGGACUCUCUCAAGGCCAGAAGAAGCUUUGCCAGUUGUACCAGGAUCACAUGCAGUAUAUCGGGGAAGGAGCCAAAACGGGCAUCAAGGAAUGUCAACAUCAGUUUAGACACCGGCGGUGGAACUGCAGCACCGUCGACAACACAUCAGUAUUUGGCCGAGUCAUGCAAAUCGGAAGCCGAGAGACUGCCUUCACUUAUGGGAUCUCUGCGGCUGGAGUAGUUCACGCUAUCAGCCGUGCCUGCCGUGAGGGGGAGCUGGCCACCUGUGGCUGUAGCCGGGCCGGUCGACCCAAGGACCUCCCUCGUGACUGGCUGUGGGGAGGCUGCGGAGAUAACGUGGAGUACGGCUACAGGUUUGCCAAGGAGUUUGUAGAUGCCAGGGAGAGGGAGAAGAUCUAUCAGAAAGGAACGUACGAUAGUGCCAGGACCCUCAUGAACCUGCACAACAACGAGGCUGGGAGAAGGACGGUGUAUAACCUGGCGGACUUGGCCUGCAAGUGCCACGGGGUGUCGGGCUCCUGCAGCCUGAAGACCUGCUGGUUGCAGUUGGCCGACUUCAGGAAGGUGGGCGACGGACUGAAGGAGAAGUACGACAGCGCAGCAGCCAUGAAGCUGAACAGCCGCGGCAAACUGGUGCAGGUUAACAGCCGCUUCAACCCCCCCACCACCCUGGACCUGGUCUACAUUGACCAGAGCCCAGACUACUGCGUGCGGAACGAGAGCACGGGCUCACUGGGCACCCAGAGCCGCCUGUGUAACAAGACCUCGGAGGGCAUGGACGGCUGUGAGCUCAUGUGCUGCGGCAGAGGCUACGACCAGUUCAAAAUGCAACGCACAGAACGCUGUCACUGCAAGUUUCACUGGUGCUGCUACGUCAAGUGCAGGAAGUGCACCGAGGAGGUGGAUCAGUUCGUCUGCAAAUAACCCUCCUCCCCUCCUUCCCUCCCUCCCUCCCUCCUCCCAUCCCCUCCUUCCCUCCAACCUGCGGAGAGAGAGAGAGAAUAAACAAUCUCCGAGCACUUGUAGCUGCAGAAGACGACAACAUCAAACAGCAUCAUCCCUCUGUCCCUCUCUCUGUUCCCUCACUCGACCCCACUCUGAGGACACAAGUAAAGUGACAACGAGAAACAAACUGACUGUUGCUACGUACAAAAAAUACUCUUCCCCCCCACUCCCCAAUCCCCCCACCC
Callorhinchus milii (elephant shark) is the source of this 1261-nucleotide messenger RNA. It is a transcript of the gene wnt5a, whose product is annotated as wingless-type MMTV integration site family, member 5a. NCBI's taxonomy places the organism in Eukaryota, Metazoa, Chordata, Chondrichthyes, Chimaeriformes, Callorhinchidae. The coding region runs from base 6 to 995 and encodes 329 amino acids. Gene Ontology annotation, biological process: neuron differentiation; multicellular organism development; cell fate commitment. Gene Ontology annotation, molecular function: cytokine activity; frizzled binding. The transcript has 3 exons. The record is from RefSeq and is a predicted model, not a curated record. Gene Ontology annotation, cellular component: extracellular region.